AUACGAUGACGCUUGUUCCAGAUGAGAGCAAACUGCUAGUGCUACCUUCUGUUUUUUCCUUUCAGUUUUUCAUGUUUUGUACUCUCUAUUGGGUUUAUCUGACACUUCUUGCGCCCAAGCGGAAGCGACCGAUUAUCUUCCCAUAUUACCGAGAACAACGGCAACCUGCGAACCUCGCGAGGCUGGUGGAAAAGUUCGAGUACGGUUCUAAACAGGCAGCAUCUACUAGUCGUCUACACGACAGCGAACGAAUCCUCACUUCAGCACAAAAUCAUCAGACGAAGACUACUACAAGGCCCACUUCUCUUUCGACGCUCAUUAAGUCUUCAACAUACACCUUUGCCGUGGGUGUACCUGCAAUUCCACGCGACAUAUCGCGUCUCAGCGACCUCGUUUUGCACUCAGUAGCAUUGCAGACUCGCAAACCGCAAGAAUUCCUGCUGUUUCUGAGCGGCGGUUCCAGAAGAGAAUUGUAUCAAGAAUUAAAGCAAAGCGGAAUUUCGACAGCAACAAAAAUCGGAAUUUCCACAGGAGAACAAAUAGUCCGACAUUGGUUGUCAGUAUUAGAACAACAACAUGGACGAGUUGGAGUUGGACGUGGUGGCUCGUGGUCUUGCAAGAGCAAGACCGGACGACGACCUGAUGUUAAGGCUCCACAAAACCCAACCCCACCUGGAUCCUGUUAAUAAGUACUGCGCUGGUGGUGCCUCGUGGAUUCUCGCAAGUACUCGGGAGAGUCUCCGACUUGCCUUGUACUGAGGCAAGUACUGGGGAGAGUAUUGUAACUGGAUACCUUCACAGGAUGGGUAAAGGGUAGCGCUAAUGAUGUAAAAAACGCAAUCGUGCAUAAUAUGCUUACUGCUGACAAGAAACUACUUUUUGAUCUCGAGGUAGCUACCGGGAAAUGCGAAUAUGAUAUCAAGGUAGCAGAUGGAGAAACCACGAAGAAGGUGACUCAUUUGCGAGCUUUGAUAGCAAAGGCGCCGCAAAGUAGAGGAGCAAAGAGCACCAGCACGACUCCCGUAUUCGACGAGACCAGCCAAAAACCUUUAUCCGCUGGCGUAGCACGGAACGUUAUUGCAACCUUUGCACGUUCCGACUACAUUGCUUUCUUGGACUCCGACGAUUACGCUUUUCCUGACCGCAUAGAAAUGUUGCAUCGUAUCGCAGUUAGAAACGCGCAAGAACAAAGUACUGGGAGUCACUUGAGACAAUGUUCUAGUCUACGAGAAGAAAAGCAAAAGGAACAGUCUUUGUUUCCAGUUGUGAACGAGAAGUUCAAGGACAACGGACCACAUUUAAUCGGAGCUCGAUGGUCCUAUCCUGUGAUUAGGAGAAAAACAGGAACAGGCAUUUUUGAUAACGUCAACCUCAAUCGAGACGACGACUUGCGAUACGAUCCGACUUGUCACCGUGCGAAGUCGCUGGGAAACAAGAGACUAGAAGCGAAAUUGUCUUAUGAUAUCAGAUUUCUUGUUCUGACUACUUAUAGCACUAUAUAAUUAAGGAAUCAACUUCGAAAGCAACUACGAACUUUCCUGCAGCUUCGAAGUACACGAGUCACAUUUAAUAUAAACUAGUUUUACAAGAGAACGUCAUUCUCAUUUUCUAAUUUCCGUGCGGCGAACUGACCAAUGGCCACAAAGAGGACCUUGUUUACACAGGCAAAGUACGGGAAAGGGUUGCUGCAAUGUCUCCGAAAAAUACCAGUGUGCGUCCCAGUCUAAUCGGCCAUUUUGUUGGAGAUACACGUGCAACUCAGGGUAUGAGCUUUUCCUCUUCCGAUAUGCGCGUUAAUGUGCGUUGCAGUGGAUCUCCUGGGGACGGCAAAAUUGUUCCGGCGACUUCUACUGAGAUUUUCGUACAAAACAGUGGCUACAUUUUGGAAAAACGAAAGUCGCUCGGUCGUUGGUAUUGCGAUUGGUACCCUUGGGGACACAUCAGUGUGCGAACAGAGACCGCACGCUCGUUCCCCUACAACGAGGAUCCCAAAUAUGGUGCACAACAAGGCGAGGAUCAGGCGUUUAUUAAUCAGAUACUCGAUUGUGCUGUGGAACCCCCAUUGGGAAGUAACAACUCGAUGAUGCCGCGUGAUCGGAUGCUUUUCUUAGAAAACUGGCCACUAACGGCGAAGUAUCUGAUUGCUUGAAAAAACAACUCGGAACACAGUUACAACACCGAGCGAAGGCAUGAGCAUC
Molecule: messenger RNA, 2198 nt
Organism: Amoebophrya sp. A25
Lineage: Eukaryota; Dinophyceae; Syndiniales; Amoebophryaceae
Source: the annotation of a GenBank genome assembly